Molecule: messenger RNA, 723 nt
Organism: Penicillium angulare
Lineage: Eukaryota; Fungi; Ascomycota; Eurotiomycetes; Eurotiales; Aspergillaceae
Exons: 2
Coding region: 1-723 (240 amino acids)
Source: RefSeq, a predicted model, not a curated record
AUGGCAGGCAUUAUAACCCUUUCGAAUGGCCAGCAAUUCAUGCUACUGUCAUAUGAUGGCAAGUUAGCCUACAAAUAUGGGUUGGAGAAAUCAUCAUUGACGCAGCUAGCGAAUCCCCCAUCGCUGCCGACACCACCGGACUCACUCACAAUUGACAAGAUCUUCGCGUCGAGAUUCAUCACGGCAGGUCCGGACUCCAAACUUUCCUAUGUGCAAGAGAACAGUUGGUACUACUACCUCACCAGGAUCACGCUUCGAAAACUGGAGAUCCAAAUCCAUGCCUCAUCUGAGCGUUUAAACGACGAGAACUGGCAUACUCUCAUUGAAACAAUGUCCGAUACGGAGAAACCUCAUCUACAAGAUUUCCUCCAAUGCAUUACAAGCGGUAUCUCGGAAUUUGAAACCCAGCUCCAGAGCUGCUGGGAGCGAUUGGGCUCGGCGAUGGAUAUCAACUUGGACAAUGUCACAGUCGGAUGUCUCGAUGAGCUGGUAGAGUAUUUGUGGAUCAAGUUCUUUUGGAUAAGGCAUGAUUUGUUGCGCAUUGCAUUGACCAUGGUUCUGUGCUUUGAAUCUGAAGCUAAGGAGUCGAGCGCGCUCACAGAGUUUCCGAUGGUAGCGGAGACGUUUGUUCGGGAUGGCCAAUCGUGGUUUGGCAGCCUAUGUGGCUGUUAUGAUAGUUGCUUUGAAUACGCACCGAAAUCAUGGCUCCUGGUUUGGGCCUAG